Messenger RNA from Etheostoma spectabile (orangethroat darter), 11079 nucleotides. RefSeq lists its product as uncharacterized. Gene Ontology annotation, biological process: telomere maintenance; DNA repair. The record is from RefSeq and is a predicted model, not a curated record. Lineage: Eukaryota; Metazoa; Chordata; Actinopteri; Perciformes; Percidae. Gene Ontology annotation, molecular function: ATP hydrolysis activity; DNA helicase activity.
AUGCCGCGUGGCAAGAAUUACCGGCGCUCACUGGCAGCCCAAUGGAGAAUGGCAGAGCGGCGGACGGGGUCUUGGCAACCAGCGGGUUCCAAUGCCAGUUUGCACGCGGUGGUACAGGUUACGCCUAAAGUGCACGAAUGGCCAAAAUCUCCUUCACUGGGAGGCAGCCACAAGUUGGUCUCCAGCCGUGUCUCCAGACAAGAAGGACAGUUUUUGUGCUACUUGUGGGAGACUCCCAUUUGCGAAGCCUCGCAGAUGGACUUUGUACUGAUGCCAGAAGGAGGGCUCUCCUUCGGUGUCAUGUCUACCCCAGGGGCUUGUGCGACUGAGUUGAAGACCGAGGUCUUUGUCUAUGAUUUCCCGCCCCGCUUGAACAUCGAUGGCGUUUGGCAGGAUCACAUGCGGCAAGAAUUUCAUCGUGUGGCAGCUCGUUUAGGUGUGAAGUACUUCUCAAUUGCCGAGUACUUUCCUUUUGAUAAGCUCGAACUUUGGAGCAGAGAUGGCAUCCAUUUGAGCGACAGCAAUGGAAUGCCCAUCUUUGUGGAGGUGUUGUCGCGUACUGCUAUCCAGAAACCGAAUGUGGAACGUCCUCGGAGGGCUGCUGCCUCCAAGACCUCACGGGGCAAGCAGAAGGUUGGGUCCACUUUUGUGGACGUGUCUCCCACACACUUGGAGGUCACUGAGCUACGUCAACCAAACCCUCCACAGAGGACGCUUGUUGGACAGGGUCGCAAGAGGCACCAGUCUGGGGAACUUGAGCAGUCCUUUGGUGCACCGGAAAAGAGGAUGGUUCUGCAGCAGGUUAUGUUGGAGUCUUCCAUCCCGCUAACACCAGUCAACGUUAGCAUUGCGAUGUUGGAUAUGAUGGAUAAAGAUGUUCCAUCAAAUUCCAGCCCUGUGCAGAGCACAGUUCCACAAAGCUCAAAGAAACCAAAUGUGGAACGUCCUCGGAGGGCUGCUGCCUCCAAGACAAACCGGUCCAAGCAGCAGGUUGGUGCCGCUGUUGUGGAGGUGUCUUCCAUCCUGACACCUACCAGUGCUGUUGAAGUGAUAGUGCAGGAGGAGGAGGAGGUAACACCGGUGGCUGUGUCGUCUGCAAAGGCUUCAACUUCCAGGGCUGCAGAAGUGGCUGCGCUGGACUCAGGUUUCCCUACACUGCACACUGGGUCCAAGAAAGGUAAGGGCAAUGCUGAAAAAACCAUCAAAGGUAAGAGUGAUGUUGAUCCUACUGCUUGCAUGUGUUCAGAAAAGUUGCAAUCCUCCGUUGUUGCUGGGACUAAAGUCAGGGCUGCAUCAUUUCCUUUAGAUUAUAAUGCAUUGAUGGCAUGUAGUGUUGCGGCUGUGAUCAAACAUGGAAUUGCUCCUGUUUGUACAUGGCAAAAGUUAGAUGUUGAUGACAUACGUGCAGAAGGGAUGAAGUUGAAUGCUUACGUCACUAAAGAAAGCCAGGAAAGUGGUAAACAUAAGGAAAUGUGUAAAUUGAUUGAACAGCACUGUUUGUUUGGCAGGAGCUCUAAAGUACGUAUUGGAAAGCCAGUGUACGGAGAUUUUGGGUUGUUGGAAGAUGAGACUGUGCUUUACGAAAAGCUACAAGAACAUCUGUUGAGGGAUGGAAUGUGUCUGUUGAAUCUCCAAGGUGCAGUUUGUGCAGUUAUUCAUCACGGAGAUCUUUUUGUUGUAGUCGAUUGUGGCACACGUGACGCGUCUGGUUUGGCAGCCACUUUUGGCACAUCUGUGGCUGUUUUCAACACAUGCCUCAAUGACCUGAUGCUUCACAUCUUUAGUUUAAAGAACUCUUUGAAGGUGCAGUCGUUUGGCGUUAGUAGCAUUUCUGUGACGGCGGGGAAAGUUGAUCUUGACAGGCAGAAUGGUACUAGCUCUGUUGGGAUUGAACAUUACAUAGGAUCUGUCAGGGGAUCAUUCCAUCAGGGAGACUCUCGGUUCCAAUACGGAGGACUUCAGUGUAUGGCUAUAGGUUUGGUAGGCCUAGCAAAACAUACAAUUGACAGUGUGUUUUCAUGGCAGUCGGACGACUUGGAUGAAGUGGUAGUUUUAGGUGACAACUUGUACACCUCUUUGCGGGACAGCAACUUAAUUACUGAUGUGUCCAAAAUGCUGUGUGUUCCAGAUUUGCCCAAACAGUCCGUUAUUGACGGGCACAAGUUUGAGUUUGAAUAUGGUGACUAUGUCACUGGAGAGGUCGAUGUUGUUGAGGGAGAGCUUAUUGAGGCAGGUGUGUACACAACUUUAAGAAAUGGGUUAGAUAAAAUAUGCAUGAAAUAUAACACAUGCUUUCUGACAUUGAAUGGUAAUACAUGUGCAAUCAUUGGUCAGGAUGGACAGUACGCUGUGGUUGACUCUCAUGCACGCAGUAUGACUGGGUUGAUUGAUGAGAAAGGGCAGAGUGUUGUUGUGUAUUUUAGUUGCCUUGAACACGUAUAUGAUCACAUUUGCAAAUUCGCAACUGUGUUUAGAAAAACUCAAAAGCUUUUUGAGAUUGCUGGUGUCCGUGUUUCUCACAAAGGUUCUGUUCUUUCCUUGGGUCUGAGCGUGAAUCUUGAAUCAACAGUGAGUGGUGAGAGUGAGUUGGGUUGUGCUUUACCUCAAAUGAGUACUCUUCAGCCAACACUUGGCUGCACCAAGAGUCAGAGAGGUUCAAAGAGGAAGAGAUCCUCAGGAACAUUUACAUCUAAGAAAAUGAAAAGUAGUGAUGUUUCAGAGGUAGUACAUGUAGGUGAUGAUUCAGAUGUAGAGUUUGUAGGUGAGGAUGUGAGUAGCAAACUACAGUUUAAUCCUCUUUGUAAGGAAGUUGCACAAGCUCUGUGCACACAGUUGAAUGUAGAAUCAGAGAAAGUUGAUUUAGUAUCUACAAAUGUUGGUGAGUUAGGGCCUCCAUGUAGUAAUAACAAAAUAGUCGGGGAUGGAAGCUGUUUCUUUAGAGCAGUCAGUCAAGCUGUGAGUGGUACACAGAGUUAUCACAAAGAAAUUAGACGUUCUGUGGUGAAGCAGUUGGAAAGAAAUAGUUUGUUAUAUGAGGGAAUGUUGAGAACUGAGUAUUCAUCAAUGGCAGAAUACCUCAGCAUUUCUAAAAUGCACUUAGUUCGCAGUUGGGCGACAGAAAUUGAGAUUCAAGCAGCAGCAGAUUGUUUAGGAGUAAAUAUAUUCACAUAUUGUAAUGGACGCUGGCUUGAAUACAGUUGCAAGAAUAGGCAGUUGUCAAAUCAGGGAGUGUAUUUGGAAAAUUGCAAUGGUAACCAUUAUGAGACAGUAGUUUGUGUUAAACAACCCCAAAAUCAGAGUUGUUAUGGCUAUUGCAAAGUAGUGACUCCUUGUUCUAGGGUGUACAAUUUUAGAACACAAAGUAGAAAGCAGAAAAAUGUCAUAGACCGGGAGCAUAGUAUAUUGUCUGGAAUGGACACAGAUUGUGUGGAAAGGUCUAGGGAUGUGAGUAAUGUGGCAUUAGAAUUUAAUCCUUUGUCUACUAAAGUUGCAAAAACAUUGUGCAGUAAGUAUAAUGUGGAUUUUGUAAAGCAGGAUGUGCAAGGGCCAACAGUGUCUGGUUCUUUGGGUAAUGUAUGUAAGACAGUUAAAGUUGUAGAGAACGGCAGUAGUUUCUUUGGAGCAGUAGCUCAAGUGAUCAGUGGUUCCCCAAAGAGUCAUAAAAAGAUAAGACUUGCUGUAGUUAAGUAUAUGAAAAGUCACAGUGAACAACACGUGCAGUUAGUUGGAACAGGAUAUGCUUCGAUAUCAGAGUAUAUUGAACAGUCGCGGAUGAUGUAUGUUGCCACUUUUGCCACAGACGUAGAAUUCCAGGCAACAGCAAAUGCUUUUGGGGUGGACAUUUUCAUAUACAGUGGUGACAGAUGGCUUACAUACAGCUGUAAGGGAGCGAUAUUUUCAAAUCAAGGCAUUUACUUAAAACGCAAUGAGCUAAAUUAUUUUGAGUCAGUGGUUUGUGUCCAGCAUGUUGAUGAGCAGAGAUGUUAUGAGUUGUGUAAAGUGGGUAAUUCAUCCAAGACUAGGUACAUGUGUACAAGGAAUUCAGAAAAACAGCAGCAGAGUACUGCAAGUGCAGAAAGUAUGGAAAAAAGUUCACAGAAAUACAGGGAUAAUCUGUUAUUUAGGCAGAAAGUUAAGAAAAUGAGUUUAAGUAAGUAUCAUGGUAGUAUUGAGCAUAAGAAGCGUGUUACAGCAGGUAACAAAUUGAGGAUGCAACAAAAGAAAGAAAUGGCAGGGCAAUUUGAUUAUGUUAUGGAGCAGUUUUUGGAUAAAGUAAAAGAUGGGCCAGAUUUUGUGUGUUGUGUUUGUCAUAGACUGUUGUUUAAACAUCAAGUCUUGAACUGUAAAAGCAGUGAUUACAAGAUGAAGGAAGGUAUAGCGUUAAUUGUAGAUAAAUGUAUUUCUCAAGAUUAUUUACACACAUGUAGUAAAGAUUGUGUACUGCCGUGCCAGUGGUUGGAUACGCCUAGAGGUCAGCUGUGGAUUUGUUACACAUGUCAUUAUAAGAUAAAUAGAGGUGAAGUGCCACCUGAAUGUGCACAGAACAACUUGGCAGUUCAUCCUGUUCCUAAAGAACUCGAGUGUUUGAAUAGUUUAGAGGGACAUUUGAUUGCGUUACACAUUCCAUUUAUGAAGAUGUUGGCAUUACCUAAAGGUGGGCAAAACGGGAUCCACGGGCCAAUCACAUGCGUUCCAGCAAAUAUUGUACAAACUAGUAACUUGCUGCCCCUGUCUAACAUGGAAGGAUCUUUGUUGCCGGUGAAGUUAAAACGCAAGUUAACCUAUAAAGGACAUUAUGAAUAUCAAUAUGUUGAUACUAUGCGCAUUAGGCAGGCUUUGCGUUGUUUAAAAGAGACAAAUGUGCAUUAUAAAGAUGUAGUGUUUAAUGAAGCUUGGUUAAACAAGUUUUGUAGGGAAGCAGAUGCUUUAAACAAAAACAGUGAGUCUAAUGUAGAAAGGGAAGAACCAUCUGACGGUGGGGAAGAUGAACUUCUACAUGAUAGACAGCAACAUUGUAUGUUUCAGGACACGUGUCUCAUGCCUGUUGAUAUUGGUCAGGAAGCGUUGGAUCAAUAUUUUGAUGAUAUAUUGAAUUUGGCUCCAGCAGAAGGAAAUACUCCUGUGAAAUUGUUGACUGAUCAUACCAAUGAAGCCAAAUGCUUCCCAGUGUUGUUCCCAAACGGGUGCUCUACAUACCAUGAUAGUAGACAGCAUCGUUUGACAAGGUCGCGUUAUUUUAACAACAGGAUUUUACAUGCUGAUGGUAGAUUUGCAAAAAAUGUUGAGUUUAUCUUUUUUGGUCUGUACAGUUAUGAGCUUGAACAAAUUGUGUCAAAUGUGUCUAUAGCUUUACGGAAAGGAAAAUCAGGUGGUAGAUCUCAAAAAGUUAUUGAUGUUUUGAACAAUGAGGAAUCUUUAAAGAAGUUGUUGGAGUUUGAUGAUGGCUACCGUUUCCUUAAACCUAUUAGAGGUACCCCAGCUUUUUGGCAGGGAGCACAGCGGGACCUGUUGGCUUGCGUUCGUCAGCUCGGUGUCCCGACAUGGUUUUGUUCAUUUUCUUCUGCUGAUAUGCGGUGGAAAAGUCUUCUUAAUAGUAUUUUGAAACAGGAAGGAAGAACGCAGACAGUUGAGGAUUUAGAAUGGGCAGACCGAUGUGAGCUUUUACGUUGUAAUCCUGUCACUGCAGCAAGAAUGUUUGAUUUUCGCUGGCAUUGUUUUUUGAGGGAAGUGCUGAUGUCUCCAUCACAUCCCAUUGGCAAAAUAAAGGACUACUUUUAUAGGGUGGAAUUCCAGCAGCGUGGUUCACCACAUGUCCAUUGUCUAUUUUGGAUUGAGAAUGCUCCUGUAAUUGAUAAAAACACAGAUGAAGAGGUAAUUCAGUUUAUAGAUCGGUAUGUCACAUGUGAAUUACCGUCACAAGAUGAGCCCUUAAAGGACAUUGUGACAUCUGUGCAACAGCAUUCAAAGCGACACUCAAAAACUUGUAAAAAGAAUAAAACGGUUUGUCGUUUCAAUUUCCCCAGGCCAGCGUCCACUCGAACAUUUAUAUGUCGUAGCAUCGUUGAAGACGAGAGCAAAAACAUGUGUACAUGUACGGUUGAUGCAGCUCAAGGGAUGGCAGAUUGUGCAUGCAAGAAACAGGGGCAGGAACAACCUCCAAAAAUGGAAAAAGAGAAAGCGUCAAAGAUUUUGACAGCAAUUAAGGAUGCUCUAUCAGAUGAGCAUGCUAGCUAUGAUAGUGUGGAAGAGUUGUUUAGGCAUUUAGGUAUAAAUCAAACGGUUUUUGAAGCUGCAUAUAAUCGUUUUGGUAGGAAAACACAUGUCGUGUUGAAAAGGCAGGUUAAUGAGGUGUGGAUUAAUCAAUAUAGCAAACUACUGUUAAAAUGCUGGAAUGCAAAUAUGGACAUCCAAUUUGUUGAUAAUGUGUAUAAAUGUGCAGUUUAUAUCAUUUCUUAUAUGUCAAAGGAUGAAAAAGAUGUGGGACUAUUCUUGCUCAAUGCACUUCGGGAAGCAGCUAAGGAAGGAAAUUUAAGUGCAAAAGAGGCAUUGAAAAAUUUAGGUAGUGUGUAUUUACACAACAGAGAUGUGUGUGCUCAAGAGGCUGUGUAUAGGUUAACAAAUAUGCAUCUGAAGGAAUGUUCAAGGAAAGUUGUGUUUGUGCCAGUAGGGGAUAAUGUGGUGAAAAUGAGUUUGCCUUUAAGUGUGUUAAAACAAAAGGCAUCAUCACAAGAUCUUAGCACAGAAGACAUGUGGAUGACUAGUUCUGUGGAUAGGUAUAAGAAGAGGCCAAAAGAUGCUUGUUUUAAUGACAUGUGUAUGGCAACGUUUGCAUCGGAGUACCGUGUUCUGUCUAAAAACGAAAGGUCCGUUAACAGGAUAAAACUUGAAAAUGAUUGUGGUUUUAUUAUGAAAAGAACGCGUACACAACCUGCAGUUAUUCGUUACGUGCGCUUUUCUGAGACAAAGAGCCCAGAGUUGUUUUAUCAGAGUAUUCUGCAAUUGUUUCUGCCAUAUCGGGAAGAUGUGCAGUUAAAACCCAGAGGUUUUGAGAAGUAUGAAGAGUUUUACAGUAGUGGUCGUGUGAUAUUAGGGGAUGGAUUGUUACAUUUGGUCAAGUCUGUUGUUAAUUUAAAUAGAAGCAAAUUUGAAAUAAAUGCAGAUGAGUUGGACGAUAUCCAAAAUGCAGUUGAUAGGGAUGGUGUUGGAGAAGAUGCCUGGUGUGAGCUGUGCCCAGAGCAAGAAUUGGAACGUUUAGAGUGUAAACAGCUGAUUGAGGAUAAAAUUCAGAUGUUGGAUGAAGAGAUAGAAAAUAUUCCGGAUUUAGGAGUGAGUAGGGAUCAAGUUGCACAUUUGGAAAAGAAAAAUAACAUCCUGUGCAGAAGUGAUGGUCUGGCGUUACUUCGAUCUCUGAAUGAGACACAGAUGUGUAUUUUUUAUCAGAUUAGACAGUGGUGUUUAGAUAAGGUAAUGGGGAAAAAGCCAGACCCAUUACGUGUUUUCAUUACAGGUGGUGCAGGGACAGGAAAGAGCCAUUUAAUAAAGGCUAUCCAGUAUGAGGCAAUGAGGUUGUUGUCGACAGUGUGUCGUCACCCGGACGAUACUUGUGUUGUGUUAACUGCGCCAACAGGCAUAGCUGCAUACAAUUUACAUGCAGCUACUAUCCAUAACACGUUUUGCAUUGGGAAAGAUGUACGCUUACCGUACACGCCUUUGGGUGAAGAAAAGGUUAAUUCCUUACGUGCUAAAUAUAGUAGCUUGCAGAUGUUGAUAAUUGACGAAAUCUCCAUGGUUGAUCAUAAGAUAUUGGCUUAUAUCCAUGGUAGGUUACGACAGAUUAAACAAACUGAUUCCCCUUUUGGGAAUGUUAGUGUAGUUGCUGUUGGGGAUUUUUUCCAGUUGCCUCCAGUGAGAGGGAAACCCCUGUAUGUUGGUGAUGUAGGUGUGGAUUUGUGGUCUAGCCUGUUUAGCGUUGUUGAGUUGAAAACAAUCGUUCGGCAGAAAGAUAUUGUGUCAGAGUUGUUGAACAGAGUGAGAACUCGUUCAAGGGAACCGAUGCUAGACGGCGACAUUAAGAUAUUGAAACGUUGUGAGACUGGUGAAGUUAGCUCAGCUUUACACAUAUUUCCUACAAAUAAACAAGUAAAUGAGCACAAUAUUAAUCAACUACUUAAGACUUGUCCUGAAUAUGUUGCGAUAAAUGCUCAAGAUUUUAAUAGUAAGAAAACAGGCAAGCUUGAGUUAAUGAAGGGGCAUCAUGCAAAAGCAUACAAUACGUGUUUGGCUGAAACACUGCUUUUAGGCAAAGAUGCCCGUGUUAUGUUGUGUAAAAAUGUAGAUGUAAUGGAUGGUCUGGUUAAUGGUGUGUGCGGCACAGUAACGCAUAUAGUUUAUCCCAAAGACGAUAAAAAGUUUCCUCAAACUGUGUACAUCAAAUUUGAUGAUGAUCAUAUUGGUGCACAGAGGAGGAAACGCUGUGCAAAUGCUUCAGCAGUUGUAAUGGGAUCUACAAGUAUUGAAGCAGACGAGGACAGGGUUACUAAUAAAGGUGGAUUGCGCCGGCAAUUUCCUCUGAAACUUGCUUGGGCCUGUACAGUACACAAGGUACAAGGACUUACUGUUGAUAAAGCUGUAGUGUCCCUUGAAAAAGUAUUUUCUGCGGGACAGGCAUAUGUGGCAUUAAGUCGUGUCAGAUGUUUGUCAGGGUUGGUGAUUCAGGAUUUUGAAGAGAAAGCCAUAUACUGCAACGAGAACAUUAAAGAUGCAAUUCAGAGUAUGCCUCCGUUCUUGGUUGAUAAUGUUACCGGGCACAAUUUCAAUACGCAUACUUUUACUGUGUUUUUGAUGAAUGUGCAGAGUUUGGCACGGCAUGUAGCAGAUUUAGCAUUAUGUACACAGCUUCAGCUUAACUGUAUUGCUGUAACAGAAACAUGGCUGCCUGCUGCUGACUCAUUAGAAAAUGUAAAGAUUGACGGAUACAGUUUCCAUAGCCGGCCACGAAGUCUGUCAUAUAGUAGUAGUAACCCAGUGUUAAUUGAAUUGCAAAGCCAGCAACAUGGUGGAGUUGGCAUGUAUAGUGCAGAAUUGGCCUGUGACAUUGUCCAAGUAGCAGAUAUGAAUUUGGAGUGUUUGGUGUACAAAUUUGCUAGUUGCGAUAUUGUAUUAGCAGUCAUUUAUCGUCCACCGUCCUAUCCAUUGUCUUUGUUCAAACAGCAUUUAGGUAAGUUACUUGAUUGGCUAGAUCCACUAAGUAACACAGUUGCUGUCAUGGGAGAUUUCAAUGAUGACAUUUUGAAAUCAUCAACAAUCUGCCAUUUGUUGACAAACAAAGGGUUUGUUCAACAUGUUAAACAACCAACAACCGAGAAAGGCACGUUAAUUGAUCAUGUGUAUGUAAAAACAACACAGUACGAUGUUGAAACUGUAGUGUGGCCAACUUAUUUCAGCGAUCAUGAGGGGGUUGUAUGUUCUUUUAACUGUGUGGGAUGCGUGGACGUGGCAGCUGCCUCGCCGCUACAACCGGGUGCCGAAGUGACGGUGGAAGAGCAGCUGUUUCCCUUCACCACUCUGGUGUCAUACGUGCCCAAGAGGCAUAGGAGCGUGGUGCUGCUGAGCACACUGCACACGGGGGAUGCGUGCGUCGGCGCCAGCAGGCAAGCAAAACCUGACAUCAUCUUUCAUUACAACCACAGCAAGGGCGGCGUGGACAACAUCGACAAGCUUGUGGGCACGCCUGAGUGGAUGCGCGGCAAGCUCAACAAGAGAAGGGCGUUCCUCGAGCAAUUGGGAAGGACGCUUUUCAAUCCGCUCAUAGAGAGACGGCAGUUUCUGCCUCGCACGGAUGCAUCCGCCGCGCUUGCCGUCACAGCAAGGAGGUCCUGUGGUGGUGGUGGUGGCGGCGGUGGCAGCGGCGGCAGCUGCAGCGGCACAGUCACAAGGGGCCUAGAAGAGGACGGGGAUUUGGAACUGGACACGGCGACGCACUGCGAGGUUCCACAUCUCCCCCGCCGCCCCAGUCACUCCAGCCGCAUCGGACCCGGCACCGGGCUCAACAUCAGCCGAACCCGGGCCGCCAGCCCCCGCGGACGGAGUUUCUGGCGCCGCAGCCUCGCCAUCAGCCGGCGCUUGCUUUCUGUGGGGACUCCGCUUGUGUCCCACACCCCCACACUCAAAACAUUUCAUCUGCUCAGAGCUGAUGGCCUAUCUGAUGACAAUGAGUCUGUGGAUGAAGAGGACAAUGAAGUUGAUGAUGAUGCAUCAGAAGAAGAUGUUCCACGCUUACCCCGGUGGACACCCCACAGUGCCAACAUCACUGAUUACCCAGAAUGGCAGUGUGACACCAACAAGCCCCUUAACAUCACUACUAAAGAACUUGAGCAGUUCAUGGGUACAGCAGUGUACAUGUCCUUGUUUGGAUUACCAGGCACCCGCAUGUUUUGGAACAAAGCCACCCGAGUGUCCCAGGUAGCUGACACCAUGGCACUAAACAGAUGGGAGUUCAUCAAAAAAUCCCUGCACUUCAACAACAACAAUCAAACUACGGGUGUCAACUUGAUGUGUAACGCUGAGUUGAAGAGAACAGGACGUGGGUCUUUUGAACAGAAGACGGCCAUGGUUGGGGAAACCACCUUGCAUGCUGUGAAGUGGUCGAAGAAGUGGUACCACCGGCUGAUGUUCCACUUUAUCGACAUGACCAUCGUGACUGCCUGGCUGCUCUACAGGAGAGACUGCAGCAGCACUGGGAUGAGGAAAAAGGAACAGAUGAAGCUUUAUACGUUCAAGUCGUAUAUUGCAGAAAGCCUGUGCAAAACUGGCAAGAAUCUGGAUCGUAAGAGAGGUCGUCCCCGUUCCACAAUUGCUGGGGAGUAUGAUGAAAAGAGGAGAAGAGGACCCACUACACCCAUUCCGGUCCCAGAUGUGCGUCUGGACGCAACAGCCCACUGGAUGGUCAUGUGUGAGAAGAAAGGGAGAUGCAAGGUUCCAGAAUGCAAUGGUACACCUAAAGCCAAGUGCCAAAAAUGUGAUGUCCACCUCUGCUUCACAUCCACCAGCAACUGCUUCCUGAGGUUUCACACAGAAUAA